Molecule: messenger RNA, 771 nt
Organism: Bactrocera oleae (olive fruit fly)
Lineage: Eukaryota; Metazoa; Arthropoda; Insecta; Diptera; Tephritidae
Source: RefSeq, a predicted model, not a curated record
UAAUAUAUAACAGUAUUGUCAAUUCCAAUAAACUUAAUUACCGAUACCGUUGAAAAAUUCUUUUAGUUUGUUCCUUAGUGCUGAAAUAAGUUUAGCGAAAAAUUAACUAAAAAAAGUUUUAUAGCAAUAUGUUAUCAGUUGCAGAGAUAAUAAACUUAUUAAACAGUAUUCCAGUUGGUUACAAAUCACCAGAGGAUAACUGUUUUAAUGCCGGCAAUCAAACGUACAUACCAGAAUACAAAAAACUUGGAGUCAUAACUGUUGCUAAUGAAUUACAAGAAGAUUUGCCUGAGACGGACAAAAACGAUUUAUUUUGUGAUAUGCCUGGAUGUCAAGUUGCUUUCAAAAACGCCGCUUCUUACCAGUCUCAUUUUUACAAUGAACAUCGAUAUAUAUGUUCUGUUUGCCGUCGUUGUUUGCCUACAGCGCAUUUGCUGGAUUUGCAUAUUUUAGAGUGUCACGAUUCCUAUUUUAUUAUUCGCGCAAAACGUGGAGAAGCUAUGUAUUCAUGUUUUUUGGGAGAAUGUUUGAACAAUUAUGCGGCAAACCGUAUAAAAGACAUACGAAAAAACCAUCCAAAAGUGUCGAAGAAGUCGAUGUCAUGGACGUUGUUGACGAUAUUCCUAGCUUGAAUUAAUAAGUUUCCUUUCAUCAUCCAAAAUAAAAAAACCUUGGCUCACUAAAGUAAAAAAGGCCAAGUAGUUAUUUAAAAUUUAUUCAUUUAUUCCAAGAUCAAUUUUUUUUAAUAAAUAUAUUGAAAUCUGCUGUGUA